Balaenoptera ricei (Rice's whale) is the source of this 2852-nucleotide messenger RNA. RefSeq names its product intercellular adhesion molecule 5 (gene ICAM5). Gene Ontology annotation, biological process: cell-cell adhesion. Gene Ontology annotation, molecular function: integrin binding. The coding region runs from base 1 to 2709 and encodes 902 amino acids. Lineage: Eukaryota; Metazoa; Chordata; Mammalia; Artiodactyla; Balaenopteridae. Gene Ontology annotation, cellular component: membrane. The record is from RefSeq and is a predicted model, not a curated record. The transcript is spliced from 11 exons.
AUGUACCAGAGACACCCUCGAGUGGUCGCGCAAGAGCCUUUCUGGGCGGACCUACAGCCCCGCGUGGCGCUCGUGGAACGCGGGGGAUCGCUGUGGCUGAAUUGCAGCACCAACUGCCCACGGCCCGAGCGCGGUGGCCUGGAGACCUCGCUGCGCCGGAAUGGGACCCAGAGGGGUUUGCGCUGGCUGGCGCGGCAGCUGGUGGACAUCCGAGAGCCGGAGACCCAGCCCGUCUGCUUCUUCCGCUGCGCGCGACGCACACUGCAGGCGCGUGGGCUCAUUCGCACUUUUCAACGGCCGGAUCGUGUAGAACUGGUGCCGCUGCCUGCCUGGCAGCCAGUGGGCGAGAACUUCACCCUGAGCUGUAGGGUCCCCGGCGCUGGGCCUCGUGGGAGUCUCACAUUGACCCUGUUGCGGGGCGCCCAGGAGCUGAUCCGCCGCAGCUUCUCCGGAGAGCCACCCCGAGCGCGGGGUGCGGUGCUCACAGCCACGGUACUGGCUCGGAGGGAGGACCAUGGGGCCAAUUUCUCGUGCCGUGCGGAGCUGGACCUUCGGCCGCAUGGCCUGGGGCUGUUUGAAAACAGCUCAGCCCCCAGAGAGCUCCGAACCUUCGCCCUGCCUCCGGAACCCCCUCGCCUCGCUGCCCCCCGGCUCUUGGAAGUGGGCUCAGAAGGACCCGUAAGCUGCGCCAUGGACGGGCUGUUUCCAGCCUCGGAGGCUGAGGUCUACCUGGUGCUGGGGGACCAGAGGCUGAGUCCCGAUGUCACCCUCGAGGGGGACGCUCUCAUGGCCACUGCCACAGCCACAGCUAGCGCAGAGCAGGAGGGCGCCAGGCAGCUGGUCUGCAACGUGACCCUGGGGGGCGAGAGUCGAGAGACCCAAGAGAACGUGACUGUCUACAGCUUCCCGGAACCCCUCCUGACCCUGACCGAGCCCAACGCCCCCGAGGGGAAGAUGGUGACAGUAAGCUGCGCAGCCGGGGCCCGAGCCCUAGUCACACUAGACGGAAUUCCGGCCGCGGUCCCGGGACAGCCCGCCCAGCUCCAGCUAAACGCCACCGAGAACGACGACAGGCGUGUCUUCUUCUGCGACGCCACCCUCGAAGUUGACGGGGAGACCCUGAGCAAGAACGAGAGCGCCGAGCUGCGCGUCCUAUACGCCCCCCGGCUGGACGAUUCGGACUGUCCCAGGAGCUGGACAUGGCCAGAGGGACCAGAGCAGACGCUGCGCUGCGAGGCCCGCGGAAACCCAGAGCCCUCGGUGCACUGCGCGCGGCCCGACGGCGGGGCGGUGCUGGCCCUGGGCCUGCUGGGUCCGGUCACUCGCGCGCUCGCUGGAACUUACCGCUGCACCGCGACCAACGUCCAGGGCCAGGCGGUCAAGGACGUGACUCUGACGGUGGAGUACGCACCAGCGCUGGACAGUGUGGGCUGCCCUGAACGUAUUACCUGGCUGGAAGGAACAGAGGCUUCCCUGAGCUGUGUGGCCCAUGGGGUCCCGCCACCCAGCGUGAACUGUGUGCGCUCUGGGGAAGCCAGGGUCGUCGAGGGCCUACUGCGUGUGGUCCGGGAGCACGCGGGCACCUACCGCUGCGAAGCCACUAAUGCUCGAGGGUCUGCAGCCAAAAAUGUCGCCGUCACAGUGGAAUAUGGCCCCAGUUUUGAGGAGGUGAGCUGCCCUAGCAAUUGGACAUGGGUGGAAGGAUCUGGGCGACUGUUUUCCUGUGAGGUGGAUGGGAAGCCAGAGCCAAGUGUGGAGUGCGUUGGCUCCGGAGGCACCAGUGAGGGGGUGCUGCUGCCGCUGGCACCCCCAGACCCUGGUCCCAGAGCCCCUCAAAUCCCUAGAGAACUGGCACCCGGAACCUACAUCUGCAACGCCACCAAUCAGCACGGUUCCGUGGUCAAGAUGGUCACCGUGAGCGCGGAGUCGCCACCGCAAAUGGAUGAAUCUACCUGCCCAAGUCACCAGACGUGGCUGGAAGGCGCCGAGGCUGCUGCGCUGGCCUGCUCCGCCCGGGGUCGCCCCUCCCCACAAGUGCGUUGCUCCCGGGAGGGCGCGCCCCGGCCACAGCGGCUGCGCGUGUCCCGACAGGAUGCAGGCAUCUACCACUGCCUGGCCACCAACGCGCACGGCACUGAAGCCCGGAUCGUCACCGUGGGCGUGGAAUACCGCCCCGUCGUGGCCGAGCUGGCUGCCUCGCCUCCAGGAGGCGUGCGGCCAGGCGGGAACUUCACGCUGACCUGCCGAGCCGAGGCUUGGCCCCCAGCCCAGAUCAGCUGGCGUGCGCCCCCGGGGGCGCUCAACAUCGGCCUGUCAAGCAACAACAGCACGCUGAGCGUGGCGGGCGCUAUGGGCAGCCACGGCGGCGAGUAUGAGUGCGCAGCCACCAACGCGCAUGGGCGCCACACCCGGCGCAUCACCGUGCGCGUGGCUGGUCCGUGGCUAUGGGUCGCUGUGAGCGGCGCGGCUGGGGGAGCGGCGCUGCUGGCCGCGGGGGCCGGCCUGGCCUUCUACGUGCAGUCCACCGCCUGCAAGAAGGGCGAAUAUAAUGUGCAGGAGGCCGAGAGCUCGGGUGAGGCCGUGUGUCUCAACGGCGCGGGUGCCGGCGCCGGCGGGGGCGGGGGCGCCGAAGGUGCAACUGAGGCUGCGGGCACCGCCGAGGCGCCGGCGGGGGGCGAGGUCUUUGCCAUCCAGCUGACGUCAGCGUGAGCCCGCUCCCCUCUCCCCGCGGGCCGGGGGACGCCCCCCAGACUCACACGGGGGCUUAUUUAUUGUUCUAUUUAUUUAUUUAUUUAUUUAUUUAUUUAUUUAUUUAUUUAUUUAAUUUUAUUUAUUUAUUCAAUUCCAGGGGC